AUGGCGGACCGUGUGACUGGUGCCGCCAUCAGAAUCUGGAGUGUAAAUUUAGUAGAGGCAAGAAAGACCAAAUCAUCAAAGAAAGUGACAGAGCUCCUCGCUCGCAUUGACCAACUCGAAAAGGAACUUGCAUGUGCCAAAGCUGACGCCUUUCGCUCAACCCUAAGUCUUCAACUUCCAGAGAGCAAGAUAUUUGCCAGCAACCAAGCAACGCUCCGCGUCGGCCAGAACUGGUAUCAUCGAGGAAUGCCCAUUGUUUCGGAAGAUGGUGUUAAGUGGAUCAAGUCGACUACUACGCAGGACACUACAAGAUUUGAGAAGCAUUUCCUAGGCUCUGCACACCUCUUCUCGUGUAUCAGCUACCCAACCUGUCCUAGCAAUGGUGAAUCACGGGAAUUACCCGAUAUAGGUUUGGCCUUUAGGGCUUUCAACGCGGAUAGUAGUUCCUUCUUUCGCUUGGGAAUAGGAAUCCUUGAUAAGUCGCUGUUUACAGAAACUAUAGACCUGGCGUACGCGGCUUUCAAUCCGAAUGCUUCGCAAGGGCAUCUAGCAGCUAGGGCAAGCUUGUUGGCGGCUUUUACCGUUGCGUCGUACUUGAAGACCAGCGAAGAAGUCGCUUCUAUCGAUGCCCAGGCCAUUACAUCGAGGGCUCAAGAUCUGCUAGGUCGUAUUGACGGGUUUGCCAACUUGGACGCUUUGCAGGCUAUUUUAUUACUGUACAAGUAUCGAAUAGCCACUGGACAAUACGAUGCCGCAGGGGCACUACUUCCUACAGCCUGCCGAAUGGUUUGCAGACUCGAUGGCCAUAUGACGCAUCCUACACCUAGCAAAGCGGCUCCCGAUAUGCGGAGAGAGCACAUUCGAAACCUUUUCUGGACUUGCUAUAUUGCCGAUAAGGACAUGAGCCUUAUAACUGAGCAGCCACCUCUCCUUGCAGACGAGUACAUGGACUUGGGUGAUGCUGAAUGCAGUAGUCCCGCCCAGGAACUCGAUGAAGUAAUCGACAGUUCCGUUGCUUGUAAACUCCUUCCUUUCGCCACCGGAGACCGCAGACUUGGCCUUUUAAAGGCCAAAGUCUUUCGUGUACUUUACUCCCCCACCGCUCUACAUAUCGCCGACAGCGAACUUCUGACUCGUAUCCGGCAGUUGGACGACGAACUUGAGAACUGGCGAGUGAAUACCUGUCCCCUGCUCCGACCAAAACUGGGCAUAGCCAGUAAUAGUUCUGAAUAUGGAUCAGCGCAAACAUGCCUACGUGCAGCUCACUUGCAACUGGAGUACAAUUACCUCCUGACAAUGGUACACAGCGUCGUCCGGCGAUUCGGCGUAGCACAUGAUCCAGAUGCAGGCUUGCCAGAAGAUAUCCACCGGGUCAUGCACUCGAGUAUCGAUCUGGCGUUGGGCGCAGCGCGAAACACGAUCCAUGCUAUUAGUGAGCCGGUUUCGGUGCUCGAGGGCAAAACUUGGUACACCGUGUUUCAUCCUCUGAUAGCGGCCAUGUCGUUAUUCGUCAACAUCCUUAUACACCCUACAAGCGACCAGGCGGUGACCGAUGUGGAAUGGCUGGCGUUAGCAUCCAAGACUAUUCAUGGACUUGCAGUCUCAUGCUCGGCUGAGGAAGUGAAAUACUUGCAGCAGGCAGGUGACUUUGCGGCGGAGCUGCUGAAACUGGCCGAGGGUGCAAUAGCAAGGCGUUCAUAG
Messenger RNA from Metarhizium robertsii ARSEF 23, 1701 nucleotides. Its product is annotated as N-terminal fungal transcription regulatory domain-containing protein. Gene Ontology annotation, molecular function: zinc ion binding; DNA binding. Gene Ontology annotation, biological process: DNA-templated transcription. The record is from RefSeq and is a predicted model, not a curated record. Lineage: Eukaryota; Fungi; Ascomycota; Sordariomycetes; Hypocreales; Clavicipitaceae. The transcript is spliced from 4 exons. Bases 1 to 1701 code for a protein of 566 amino acids.